Molecule: messenger RNA, 1611 nt
Organism: Selaginella moellendorffii
Lineage: Eukaryota; Viridiplantae; Streptophyta; Lycopodiopsida; Selaginellales; Selaginellaceae
Product: anthocyanidin 3-O-glucosyltransferase 7
Exons: 1
Coding region: 143-1555 (470 amino acids)
Molecular function (GO): UDP-glycosyltransferase activity
Source: RefSeq, a predicted model, not a curated record
UGAAAACAAGGCGCAUUUAAGUGACCCGAUUCAUUCGCAAAGUGGACGGCGCGUUCUUUGGAGCUCGAAGCUUCUAGGAGAAACGUAUGAAUCCAAUAAGAUUCAUACAUACAAAGUCAUACGUGUCAAGGAGCCCACAUCUAUGCGUGUCAAACGCUGCUCACAACCAAAAACAUACAAAAGAGACUCAAAACCCAUGAGAUUUCCAAGCAGAGAGAUGGCUCCAAUGGUAGUAUCAAGCAACAACGGCGAUAACGGUAAGAGGUCGCAUCCCCCACACUUGGUGUUCCUCCCGUUCACAGACAAAGGCCACAUUGCGCCGUCAAUGAUCCUCGCCAACAAGCUCGCCAUUCUUCACGGCACUUCCAUCACUAUGAUCUUUGUGUCCGAGAAAGAAUUGGAAUCCUCGCCAUCGCCGGCGAGCCCCCAGAUCAAAUUCGUGGUGCUCGACACGCAGGGAGGAACAAGGAGUAAGUCCGAGGCUCUCACCGAAAAACUGGACGAGCUCAAGCGCUUGGCCUCGCCACCCGUCGCAAUUCUAGUGGAUAUCAUAGUGCUGUGGAGUGUUGACGCGAUCGAACGUAGCAAGCUCCCCAAGUUCUCGCUCUACACUGCUAGCUGCUCGUAUUUGUCCGUCAUGCUGGGGAUUAGAGCUGAGCUGCCGGAACCCCAGAUCGAUGAGUCCCGGGCGGGGUUCCAGCCAAGGAUCGACGAUCCCGAGAUGCCGGAUUUUGGAUCCCACGAUUGGAAACGCGACCUCGGGGAAGCGCAGGCAGUGCUUGUGAAUUCGUGCGAAGAGCUCGAGCGCCAAGCCGUGGAGGAGCUGAUUAGAGCCCGGCCCCGCAUCCCGCCAGUUCUUCCCGUCGGCCCCUUGCUAGCGAUCGAUGCCGAUUCGCCCAAUCCCAAGGCAGUGGGGCAUGAACCAUCGCCACCCAAUGCCGAGGCGUGCAAGCAGUGGCUGGACGAGCAGGAGCCCUCGUCGGUGAUCUUCGUCUCGUUUGGCAGCAGGACGUUUCUGGGCGAGGAGCAAAUCCGCGAGCUCGCGACUGGAUUGGAAGGCAGCAAGCGGCCAUUCAUGUGGGUUCUUCCAGUCCCUCCACACUGGGCCGAUGGCACCAAGGAAUACCUGGAUCAUGUUCUUCCCGAUGGAUUCCUGGCGAGAAAUCAAGGCGGCCUCAUCCUGUCUGGAUGGGCGCCUCAGAAGAUGAUCCUCCAGCACAGCUCCCUGCUAGCAUUCGUGACGCACUGCGGCUGGAAUUCCGUGCUCGAGUGCCUCUACCUGGGCGCCAAGCCGAUGCUGUGCUGGCCGUUCGGCGCGGACCAGCCCGAGAACGCUCGAUUCAUCGAGGAGGAGAUCAAGGCCGGGGUGGAGCUGGAGAAAGAUGGCGGUGGAAUCGUGCGCAGUGGCGAGAUCCAAGCCAAGAUCGAGGAGGUGGCGAGGCUGGAGGCCAGGAACUCCUCUGGCAAUGCGGCUACCCUAAAAGAGUACGUGAGGAAUGCGCCGAGCUCCGCCAAAAACCUCCAAGCAUUUGCAGAGGCUCUAUCACAAAUGUAAGAUUGUUAUUCCAUAAGCUGUUUAUAAUAGUGUUCGUAGAUAAGCUUACAGAUCGA